ACUUGUCUAACAAGUUGUCCAUGUGAAAAGUCAUUGUAUUCAACCGCAAUUAUGAAAAAAAUAGAACGGAAUCGAAUAAAUUUAAUUUGUACGUCUCAAAAAUAAUACAUAAAAUAUAUCGAUUUUUGCAUGUAUCUCUCUCUCGAGGCACGAAUGUCAUGUCGACGCUUGAUUUAAAAAAAUUAAAAAGGAGAAAACCGCCAGAAGUCUCUGAACAACCUAAAAAAAAAAUAGACCGGUUCGAUGGAUUAUCUGAAGAAGAAGUACAAAAAUAUACAUUGGAAGAUUAUUUGGAGAUGAAUCUGGAUUUAGUAUUUGUUGGAAUUAAUCCAAGUCUAAUGGCAGCACAUCGUGGUAGAUAUUAUGCAGGUCCUGGUAAUCACUUUUAUAAAUUAUUACAUGAAUCUGGCUUAACACCAAGAUUUCUUAACUUUGAAGAAGACUAUAAACUGUUGCAAUAUAGUAUUGGUCUAACAAAUAUUGUGACACGUCCCACUAGAUCUGCUGCAGAUCUCAAACGUACAGAGAUCAAAGAGGGUGCGAAAAUAGUGGAAGAAAAAUUAAAAUUAUACAAGCCCAAAAUUGCAGUAUUCAAUGGUAAAUGUAUUUAUGAAGUGUUUGCCAACAUCAGAGCUAAAGACACAUUUUAUUUUGGAUUGCAACCUGAACGCAUUGAUGAUACUGCAAUUUGGGUGACCCCAUCUAGCAGUGCACGAUGUGCUAAUUUUCCCAGAAUGGUAGACAAGUUGCAUUUUUACACAGCAUUGAAAAAAUAUCUAUAUUUUCUAAAAGGCGAGAUUGGUAAUGUUGACAUAAAGGAAUUCCAAUUUGAAGGAAAAUGCAAACAGUCUGUGCCUAGUACUUCCAAAAUGUGGCGGCGAAAAAACAUCUCCACUUUCCUGCAUGGAGGCAGAGUUGUUAACAAAAAUACACUUUGUCUGGAUACAUCAGAGGAAGAUAUCGCUGCAAUUCAUACAGCAGAAUUUUUAAUAGAGAAAGCUAAUCAUAGCACGAUAAAGCACAAUAAAGAUAAAGAUAAUUGUAAUCAAGAAAAUAAAAAUCAAACAUUCAACAAAAUUGUAGAAAAAAUGGAAAAAAUUAUAGCUGCUGGUGAUAUCAGUGAUGAAAUAAUAGUUGCUGAUGGGUUAAAGAAGGAAACUUCUGAUAUUAACGGAAAAGAAAGUAAUCAUGUAAUUAAUACUGUAUUAAAUCAUGAAAAUGUAACAAGACAUGAUAAUGAAAAAUAUGCAUCUGUGAAAGUCACUUGUAGAACUGUAAAAACUCAAAAUUUUAAAAAUAAUAGAAGUGACUCAUUAGAUUUUAUGAGCUUAAUUAAAAAAAAAUUAUCUCAGAAAGGAAACAACAAUGAUACAUCUAGUACGUCUGAAUUAAAACCUAGUUAAAAAAUAUUUAACAGUACAAUAAAUAUUGGAGAUAAUAAUAAAUAUAUUAUAUACAUAUAUGAUGAUUCCAAAUUUUAACGUUAUUUUAU
Messenger RNA from Camponotus floridanus (Florida carpenter ant), 1492 nucleotides. RefSeq names its product G/T mismatch-specific thymine DNA glycosylase. Gene Ontology annotation, molecular function: mismatch base pair DNA N-glycosylase activity. Gene Ontology annotation, cellular component: nucleus. NCBI's taxonomy places the organism in Eukaryota, Metazoa, Arthropoda, Insecta, Hymenoptera, Formicidae. Bases 159 to 1403 code for a protein of 414 amino acids. Gene Ontology annotation, biological process: base-excision repair, AP site formation. The record is from RefSeq and is a predicted model, not a curated record. The transcript has 2 exons.